AUGACUACCUCGGAAAAUGCAUUCCAUGGUCUCGCCGCCGUCCUCUCUUCUCGGGACAACAAGGUGCUUGAGAUCGAGAUCAUUCCUUCGAGCCUAGGCUCUUCAUUCCUUCAGGAUGGAUGCUCGAUUGGUAUCACUAAGAAGGCUCUGGUUCAAGCAUUCACGAUCGCACGACAGCUUUUCAUCAAGCGUCUGAUGCCCAUGUCCGACGAUGACUUCCAACUCGAGCUUCUGGAAAAGAGAACCGAUUCAGCGAGUAUAUCUGGCCCACCUAUCACCGAGAUCAUGCUACUUUUUGACUGUGAGCAUCUUACCGCGUGUAAUUGGCGGAAACGCCGGCUGCUGGCAGCUGUCUCGCAUUGCCUGAAGGUCUCGGACCAAGUUCCUUUGAUGAUACAUAUGCUUGAGACGGAGUUGACGCUCCUGGCUUCCUAUCAAUGCUCGCCGCUACAUAGGCAUACCAAAUCUCCGACGCUGUGGUCGCAUCGUCUAUGGGUGCUGGGCCAAUUAUUCCUAAUUCGAUCUUUCAACUCGGAAGAGUUGCUGAAACUCGAGCGAGCGGAGCUCGAUAUUGUUCUUCGUGCUGGGGAACUGCAUCCCAAGAACUAUUAUGCAUUCAAUUAUAUGCGGCGGCUUCAUCUUCUUCUCGCAAACACAUCUACUGAUGUCACAGAUUGCGUAAGCUGGACGGUCGAAUUAGCCAGAAUAUUGAUCAACCCGACGCUCGACUGGUGUCUUGCUAACCCGCGAGAUAUAUCAGGUUGGGCGUUUGGGAAAUAUCUUCUUGAACAAGUCCCUGAGCAGCAAGUCCGAGGAGAAAGCGUCAGCCGGGCUCUUCGAUUUGCGCGCGAUGUUGGAUGGGAAGGGGAAAGCCUAUGGACAUUUGUUGAUCAUACUGUCCGCCACUUUGACUUGGAAACGGUGGUUGAUGAGGUUUUUUACCAGGAUAAAGAUGAUACUGAACCGGAAUAUCCUACAACUCAGGCCGACGCGCCCAAAUGGCCCUGGAAGACUCGAUUAGCCAGAGCGAAGGGUUACUGGGUAUCCUACGGACAGAACAAUGUACAAUAG
Molecule: messenger RNA, 1071 nt
Organism: Penicillium atrosanguineum
Lineage: Eukaryota; Fungi; Ascomycota; Eurotiomycetes; Eurotiales; Aspergillaceae
Exons: 1
Coding region: 1-1071 (356 amino acids)
Biological process (GO): protein prenylation
Cellular component (GO): cytoplasm
Molecular function (GO): protein prenyltransferase activity
Source: RefSeq, a predicted model, not a curated record